GAAAUUAACGAGGCCGAGGCCGAGACCGGGCGGGCGGACAGCUGCGAGCGAGCGAGCCGGACUCGGACAGCCAGCGUAACAGCAAGCCAGUGGCGCGCGCCCCGGAAAGGAAGAGCAGGCGAGGCAACCGACGGCCUCGUCGGUGCCAAGCCCGGCCAAGCGCAACCGGACAAGCCGCCAAGCGGGGAAGGGGAGGGAGGAUCGGGAUGGUGGUCGCGAGGGCCAAGGCGAAGGCGCCGCCCGCGGCGGGCGCCGGCGCCGGCGCGGCGGGGCGGCGGGGCGGCGGCGUCAGGGUGGGCCCGGCGAGGCUCGAGGGCCUCCCCGCGGCGUGGCCGGCGGGCGCCGCCGCCGUCAAGGUCAAGUGGCCCACGCCCGGGGGCGCGCUCGCGCACAUGCUCACGGGGCGGUGGGCGCGCGGGGUCACCGCCGUCGAGCCCGUCACCGCCGGCGGCACCGCGCGCUGGGAGCCCCGCGACGGCAACCGCUUCAGCCUCCACGUCGGGCCCGCCGGCGGCCGCGCUGAGCGCGGCGUCUUCUUCUCCGUCCUCUAUGGAUUCCAAGAACAUGGCCGGGGCAAGGACCUGGUGAGGCUGGAGGAGAUCGGGACAGCCAUGAUAAGCCUGGAGGAGUGCUGCUGGGAGAUGCAACUGCAGCAGCAGCGCCAGCAGCUGGUGGUUGUCCCCAUCAGGCUGAGCAAGGACGGAUGGGCAAGUGAUGCCAUGCUUUAUGUGAACGUGGAGCUCGUGGAUGUGAACACACGCUCCGACGUCGAAAGGGCCGUCUCGUUCAGGGAGAAGCCAAGAACGAGCAUGCCGCCGCCCCCGGCAAUGCGAGACCUCCGCAAGAGCUUGGAGGCAGCGGCGUACCAUGACGUUCUUGAUCUGAGGCAGCUGCUUGACCUGGCUGAGAAGGAGGGCCGGGUGGCUGUGUUCGGGAGCAAAAGGAUCUCUGAUUCCAGCAGCGUGAGCAGCAUAAGCAGCAGCUGCAGCAGCAGCAGCAGUAGCAGCAGCACAAUCAGCAUCAGCAGUGCCAGCACCAGUGGGGGCGCGAGCCCGGAGCCCGCCUCGACGUCGAAGCGCCGGUUCCUGCCAUGGAUGCGGAGAAGCAGGGACUUUGACAAGAGGAGCUCCGAGUCGCUCUCCCAGGAACUGCCGAUGAAGUGCAUGGACGACGAUCCAGCCGGCAGCUGGGAGACGCGCGAGUUCACGAGCAGGGACGCGGAGACGAAGCUCCGGACGCCGGUGUUCUUCGCGUCCAUCGACCAGCGUGACGACAGCGCCGGCGGGGAGAGCGCGUGCACGGCGCUGGUGGCGGUGCUCGCCGCGGCGCUCCACGCCAACCACCCAACGAUGCCCACGCGACCGGAGCUGGACGCGCUCAUCCGGGACGGCUCGUCGGAGUGGCGGAAGCUCUGCGACGACGAGGCCCACAUGGCGCAGUUCCCGAACCGGCACUUCGACCUGGAGACCGUCCUCGCCGCCCGGACGCGGCCCAUCGCCGUGCAGCACGACAAGGCCUUCGUCGGCUUCUUCCAGCCGGAGAGCUUCGCGUCGCUGUCCGGCGCCAUGUCGUUCGACGACAUCUGGCGCGAGAUCGGCGGCGGCGAGCGCGAGCCGGGGCGCGCGGACGUUUACAUUGUGAGCUGGAACGACCACUUCUUCGUGCUCAAGGUGGAGAGCGACUGCUACUACAUCAUCGACACGCUGGGCGAGCGGCUGCACGAGGGCUGCGACAGGGCCUACAUGCUGAGGUUCGAUGGCACGUCGGAGAUGCUGUCGACGGCGCCGGCCGAGGACAAGGAGGAGGUGAUCGUAACCGGGAAGGAGUGCUGCAGGGAGUUCAUCAAGAGGUUCUUGGCCGCCAUACCGCUCAGGGAGGAGCUGGAGAUCGAGAAGAAAGGUGCUGGCGGCAUCGAUGCCGUCGGUGCGCCGCACCGGCGGCUGCAGAUCGAGUUCCACUUCACAGUCCUGCAGCACGACGAAAGAUGACCAGCAGGUGAUCUUAUAGCAGUGAUGGGAUGUAUCUUCUUCCCUGAUUUCACUGUACUAACAUAAUGUAAAUUCAUAUACACACGGUAAAGAAACAGGAAAUUGCAGCACUACAAAUACAGGCUAGGAUUGUUGGUUCUCUUUGUACCAUUUUAGAUAGGAAACAGGUAGUGGAAAAAUACAGGGGGCAGUGCUCGUUUGGUAACCUUCUUCUUUCAAAAGGGUUUGGAUCCACCUCUGGAUACCUUUCACUUGUAUCAUAUUAUUUUUUGUAAGCGAGCUCAGUACUACAUGAAAAUUACUUGCCUACCUAGCAGUUGUGA
Messenger RNA from Panicum virgatum (switchgrass), 2311 nucleotides. RefSeq lists its product as uncharacterized. The record is from RefSeq and is a predicted model, not a curated record. The transcript has 4 exons. Bases 207 to 1988 code for a protein of 593 amino acids. Lineage: Eukaryota; Viridiplantae; Streptophyta; Magnoliopsida; Poales; Poaceae.